GUGCAGCUGUACAUAAGAGCACUUUAUUGUGUUCUCACCUGACAGUUGUUGCAGCUGUGACGUUGAGCAGACAUCAGACACACACCGGCGCAAACAAUGCCGCAGGUCCGCAAUCCCAUCCUCCCGGGCUUCAACCCGGACCCGUCCAUCCUCCGGGUCGGCGACGACUACUACAUCGCGACGUCGACUUUUGAGUGGUACCCCGGCGUCCAGAUCCACCACUCGCGCGACCUCGCCAACUGGGACCUGGUCGUCCGCCCGCUGAACCGCAAGAGCCAGCUGGACAUGCGCGGCGACCCGGACAGCUGCGGCGUCUGGGCGCCGUGCCUGACCCACGACGGCGACCGGUUCUGGCUUGUCUACACCGACGUCAAGCGCAAGGACGGCGCCUUCAAGGACGCCCACAACUACAUUGUCAGCGCGCCCGCCAUCGAGGGUCCGUGGUCGGAGCCGUUCUACAUCAACUCGUCCGGCUUCGACCCGUCGCUGUUCCACGACGACGACGGCCGCAAGUGGUUCGUUAACAUGCUCUGGGACCACCGCCGCCGGCCCCAGGUGUUUGCCGGCAUCGCCCUGCAGGAGUUCGACCCCAAGGCCGGCAAGCUCGUCGGCCCGCGCAAGAACAUCUUCCCGGGCACCGAGCUGGGCCUCGUCGAGGGCCCGCACCUGUACAAGCGCAACGGGUGGUACUACCUGCUGACGGCCGAGGGCGGCACGGGGUACGAGCACGCCGUCACCUUUUGCCGGUCGCGCGACAUCUGGGGGCCGUACGAGACGCACCCCCAGAAGCACAUCCUGUCGUCCAAGGACCACCCCCACGCGGCGCUGCAGCGCGCCGGCCACGGCGACAUCGUGGAUACACCCGACGGGAAAACCUAUCUGGUCCAUCUCACCGGCCGGCCCGUCACCCAGCUCCGCCGCUGCGUGCUCGGCCGCGAGACCGCCAUCCAGGAAUGCUACUGGGCCGACGACGGCUGGCUGUACGUCAAGAACGGCCCCGUGCCGAGCCUGUUUGUCGACCUGCCGGCGGCGCGCGACGACGACAAGUACUGGGCCGAGCAGCGGUAUACGUUUGAGGCCGGGCUGCUGCACAAGGAUUUCCAGUGGCUGCGCACGCCCGAGCCAGAGCGCAUUUUCCGAACGGAAAACGGUAAACUGACGCUGGUCGGGCGCGAGAGCGUCGGGUCGUGGUUCGAGCAGUCGCUCGUCGCGCGGCGGCAGACGCAUUUCUCGUAUGACGCCGAAACCGUCAUUGACUUCUCGCCGACCGACGAGCGCCAGUUUGCCGGGCUAACGGCCUACUACUGCCGCUACAACUUUUUCUACCUGGCCGUCUCGGCGCACUCGGACGGCCAGCGCGAGCUGCUCAUCCUGGCGUCCGAGGCGACCUGGCCGCUCGGCACGCUGCGCGUGCCGUUGUUGGAGGGGGUGCCGAUCCCGAACGAGGGCAAGGUCCGGCUGGCGCUGUCGAUUCGGGGCGGCAGGGAGCUGCAAUUCUACUAUGCGCUCGAGGGCGAGACAGAGCUCAAGAAGAUCGGCCCCGUCCUGGACGCGAGCAUCGUGUCGGACGAGUGCGGCGGCCACCAGCAGCACGGCAGCUUCACGGGGGCGUUUGUCGGCGUUGCCGCGUCGGAUCUCAACGGGACGGCCGCCGAGGCCAGCUUUGACUAUUUUGUCUACCGGCCGGCGAAGCACGAAAGCGACCGGUACGAGAUUUGAGGGUGGAAUUGGGGCGUGUAAUUAGACAGGCUCUAGUUGCUCGCAAUAAUGAACCAGAUAAUGUGUCCAUAGUGCCUCAGUCUGAUCAGCCUUCGGGUGGGGAUGACGACCUGGGUAUCUUCGGUGUAAGAGCCAUAGACAAUUGGGCACCUACCAAAUUUGUGAAUGAGAACUUUCGAGAGU
Molecule: messenger RNA, 1902 nt
Organism: Parathielavia appendiculata
Lineage: Eukaryota; Fungi; Ascomycota; Sordariomycetes; Sordariales; Chaetomiaceae
Product: glycoside hydrolase family 43 protein
Exons: 1
Coding region: 97-1719 (540 amino acids)
Biological process (GO): carbohydrate metabolic process
Molecular function (GO): hydrolase activity, hydrolyzing O-glycosyl compounds
Source: RefSeq, a predicted model, not a curated record